This is a messenger RNA of Lactuca virosa, 357 nucleotides long. Lineage: Eukaryota; Viridiplantae; Streptophyta; Magnoliopsida; Asterales; Asteraceae. The record is from the annotation of a GenBank genome assembly.
AUGUUAAUUAAUGCUCUUGUGGAGGUGCCGACGUUUGUUUUGACUACAAUCUUCAUAGAUAGAUUUGGGAGGAAGCAUCUCGGAAUUGGAAUGCAGUGGUUCAGUGGGAUCUUUUGCAUUAUCGACAACUUGUUGGGAAGCCAAGGGAUUUGGGAAGUGUUGACGACGGCGUGUGGCGUUUUGGGAAUAUUUGGGAUGGCGGGGACUUACAAUCUGAUGUUCAUAUACGCAAUGGAGUUGUUUCCAACAGUGGUUAGAAACGCAACACUUGGAUGUGGGAUGCAGAUCAUCCAGUUUGGUGCUAUUAUUGUAACAUCCCAAAAUCCGGGGCCAAAAAUUUCACUUUUGGUUAGGUGA